Molecule: messenger RNA, 804 nt
Organism: Cladophialophora immunda
Lineage: Eukaryota; Fungi; Ascomycota; Eurotiomycetes; Chaetothyriales; Herpotrichiellaceae
Exons: 2
Coding region: 1-804 (267 amino acids)
Source: RefSeq, a predicted model, not a curated record
AUGCGUUCUUUCUUGCUUGUCGCCGUUGGCACCUUCGCCUUCAAGGCAAUGGCUCAAACAUCCACCUUUACCCCCGACAUGGCGUGGAAUGCCGUUACAGUCGGUCAAGUCUGGCCGAUCCACUGGACUGUUGGCGAUGGGACCCCCGUCUCCUUGUUCCUCGGGAACACGAGCUGGAAUACCCCAAUCUUCGAAAACAAAGCGGCCACCGACGGAGAGUAUGACUGGACCGUCGCAGUCCCCGACGGGUUUGUUGCUGGCAACUAUGCCCUGGCGUUGGUUCAGAGUGGUGCCAUGGACUUCUCUCCGCUGUUCAGCGUGAGCCUCUCUCCCGCGGGAUCCUCUGGUUCGACUUCAAUGCCCACUUCAAUGGCAACAUCGAUGCCCAAUGCUACGGUCACCGGCAAUCCCAUCUCUGCCACUGUCGACGCUACAACCACAGCCGCCCCAACCUUAACCGUCACAUAUUGGGAUCACGAAUGUGGAUGCACAAAGACAUCCGAGAUGCCAGCGACAGCCGCUGCCACCGGCUCAGGCUUGGCCGGCACACAAUACACCUGGUAUGACGAGGUCUGCGGUUGCACCAAGACCGCCAUGGCCCCGGCUCCUACCACCGCUCAAUGUCCUGGAAGCGGGUGCACAAGCUAUACCGCUCCGCCUGGUGGAAAUGUGCCGCCUUCGCCAACUUCGACCUCCGCUGGCGCCCCGGCGCCCUCAGCAUCGACAUUCCAGGGUGAUGCGAACCAAUUGGGAAGCUCUGUGAUGGCUAUUGUGGGAUUGAUUGCGGCAGCAAUGUUUGCAUAA